UAGUACAGUCAUCAAACUUUAAGAGGGAUGAGCCCCAAAGCAGAAAAAUAACUGAACAUUUUAUAAUGAAUCUAAAAUGGCAACUGUGAUAUGCCAUGAGUGGUCCCAGCUAUAUCAAAACCAGGUAAUUGAAUCUUAAAAUCUUUAUUCUAAUGUAUAUAAUAAAUUUAUAUCAUGUAAGUAUUAAUAUGUAAUAAAAAUGAUGACAUGUUGGAGGGAAAAAUAGCUAAUGCCUUUCAUUAUAAUUGUGUUAAAGUUGUAGCAUCCUCACCAGUUUUAUGUUUAGUAUUAAUUCUUAUUUUAUAUCCUAUCAGUUCUUGUUUUUUAUUCUUAUUUGAGAUGAUUUUACUAAAUUCUCUCUGGGACUAAUGAUUUAUUGGUUGACUUGGACAUAUGUUGUUUCAGAGACAGAACUGGUAGUUGGAGUAAUAAUAUCAGUACAGAGGAGCAUACUAGAAAGCAUCUCAUAAAUGAUUUGCCACCAUUACACAAGAAAGAAAAUAAAAGCAAAUUUAAGUUUACCUCUGAAGUAGAUUCAUCUUCAAGCUUUCACGGACGGUGUUAUUUGGGUGAUGAACAUCAAAUUUCUACUCAGAAUGAGCUGCGUAGGAAAAGUAAAGAGCUGCAUGAGAUUUUACAGAGGAAGUCUAGCCAACACAUGUCAGCUAAAGUCUUAGAACCUGUACUGCCUGUGUCAUUUACACCAGAGAUAUUAGAUGGCCAACCUGAUGUUUCUUCUGACUGUAGGAGGGAAAAAAGCAAGGCUUCUGAAGAAAAUGGAAGACGUUUAAAGCAUGUGCUACUGUAUCCAGAUCACAGAUUACUCUCGGGAAACGAAAGCUCUGGGGUUGAAAUAUGCAAAAAACUGUUUGGCAUAACAAUAUUUGAAUGCAAUAAUGGCAAGGCCAAGUGGAAUCCCUCUGCUAAAGAUAGGAAACUGGUUGUGCAAGGAGUGGUUGAAGGUUCAGCUUCUCACAUGUCAGGGAGAAUACAUCGAGGUUAGAAUGUUUCAAUUUUAAUAUAAUUAGCUUAAGCCUGCUUUUGCAACUAUUUUCUUAGAUAAUGUUAGGAUUUUCUAACCGAAUUGGGAGUAUAUUAUUGUCUGAUUAUAAAUGGUAUGCCAUUUAAAGAAAAACAUUACUUUUGUUUUAAUGCAUCUUAUUAUUAAUCUUAGUUCCUCGCACAAUGCAUUGGACAAUUGAUUUCAUAAUGUCACUGUACAUUGACCCAUUUCACUGCAUUUUCAAAGCUAAUGUCCACUGUGUUAAGGUCCUUUCAUAAUCCCUUCCCCAACACACCCCUAGUCAUCUAAGGUGUUCACUGCUCCCCAUUCCCCAUGUGUAUUUAAGAGUUUAGAUAUACAGUGCUGAGGCAGAUACAGGGUGUGCCCUGCAAAGAAAGUUCUGGGAUCUUUAGAACUUUUCAGUUUAGCUGAUCCCCAUAAUCUUUGUUAUCAAACAUCUUUGAUGGAAACAUCUACUUUCUGGCAUGUGUUCUUUGCCAUCCCCAAGUCUUGCUAACACAAGUGACAACUGAAAUUAUUUUGGUGGCAUUCAUUUAUUUACUACAUAAGUAUUUCAAGCUCUUUCUGGAGUUUACAUUCUAUUUCAAUCUUCAGGUGACAUGCUUAUUUGUAUCAAUGAUGCUCAAGUUUCAUGGAACAAUUUUCCACGAUUACUCAAUUCCUUGCAUAAACGUCAAGUAAGCCAUCUAGUUUCAUGAAUAACUCUCUUUAGUUUGUCAAAAGUAUCUAGCACCUUCAUAUAAGAUUUUUAGUUUAACACAAGAUGUUUCACCACCACCAGCAUGUGAAAAGCAAAAGCUAAUUGAAAUCUUGUGUUAGUCAAACAUAUCUUAAAGUUUUAACUUGGAGGUACAUUCAUUAGCGUAAAUGUUUGUUGCAUGAUGAUGUGUAUUAUCAUUUAUUACAACAGAAUGUAAAGCUCACUUUCCAAUCGCCAAAGAUAGUUGGUCCCAAGUCCGUUUACAGCAUUCUUCAGGUCCCAGAGGGGGACCUCUGCAUGGCAGUGAUAGGGAAAAGAUUAGCCCAAAUUCAGUCAGAGCUGCUACUGCAUAGAUGUGUGGCAUUGUACCUGACACUAGUACAUUCUUCCAAUGAAAGGGAAAUUGAUGAAAAGGUAACAUAUAGGGAAUGUUGUUCUUUAAAAUUGUUAUUCUAAAUCAAUCAGUUGGAUGAAUCCUUUAAUUGUCUGUACAGUUUUCGAUCUUGCUAUAGCUGAUCAUUUCCAAUUAUUUUAUACUAUAUUGAUUCCAAAGGUACUUGAUAGAAAUACAUUGUUUUUAUUGGUCAAAAUCGCAUGCCAUGAUCACAGAUUAUUAUAAUUUAUUAUUUAAAAGGCUCAGUCUCAAGAACGUUAAAUACGGGGCUAAUCAAACCUUUGAACUUUUGGAAAAGUGUUUUGCUCAUAGUUGUCUUUAUUUUCUUUAUUACAGUAAUAGAAUUACCAAUAUGUUGAUUUGAAAUCUUACGAAGCUCACCUAAGUAAUUCUUGGAAGAAUAAAAAAUAUGUUUUAGUUGUACUUUUAAAAAAAAAAAGGCAAUGGAAACAAAGACAUCAAUAAAAAUUCACAGCUCUUAACAACAAGUACUUAACUGAUUUCAUUUUUCUAUCUAUGAUAUUGAAAAUUUGUAACGCAUAUCUGAGGAAGUACAUCAAUGGAUGUUUCUGUAUUAUAAAUUUAAAACAUUUGACCAUCUGUGUAUCAAUUGGAUUUUCAGGUCUCCUGUUCAAUAUUCCACUUUGGUCUGUGUUUAAUUUGUUUGUUAUGAAAGCUGAUAGAAGUUUAUCUGGUUCUGUUUAGGAGGAUAUCAUCUACUCAUUCCCUCCCGGAGAGGAAAAUUUGACAGCCGUCAGGGGAUUGUUCAUUACUCUCAGUUCUGCCCUUGUGGAUGUUGUGAGCCAACCCGCUACAAGGUACAUUAUUUUUCCGUCUAUCACAGGCAGCUGUCGUUAUGUCAAUCAACAAUUAAAAAAAUAUUAUAGGCGCUAAUUGGGGUAAUUUAAACAUGUUGAUGCCAUUAAUGACAGAUGACCAUGUAAAAUAUAUAUUGUGGUGAUGGCUGAAUUGCCAUGCAGAAAACUUUAUUUUUAUGAUUUUUAGUUUUGCUGGUUUUUGUGGUUUUUUUCUCUUCUUCUGUUUUUCUAGAACUUUGUUUUCCUGAGAACUUUUAUUUAAAAGAAUGAAAGGAGUAAGCUGUGGGAAAUAAGUAUUAUAUGAGCUUCAAAAUGGAUCCUUAUUUAAUUAAAAUACUAUAAAAACAUGUAUUUGUGUGAAAACUGUGUUAUUUUGACUUUCAGUACUCAGCUGACUUUGAAUGAUUGUGAAGUUAAUGUUGUGUACAAACAGUGUGGCAGGGAUGUGCUUGUGUUUGCCAUGCCACAGAAUAGGUAAGCUUCUGACAUUUCACUCAUCGUCAUCGAUUCAACUGAUGUAAGGUUUCAGUUUAUUGAUCUGCAUAACUUUUAGCGUGGGACAUUUUUAUCUUUGUUAUCAUAUCUGAUAUGCUAAACCAAAUUAUACAGGCAUCAGAGUCAGUGAAAAAAUGGAACAAUAUUUUGACUUUCCAAUGUACACAUUUUGGUCCAGCAAACUGUUAUUAGCAAAAGUUGCUAAAUAUCCACAUUGUCUUCCCUGCACAUCUGUGUGUGGCAAGUAUCCACAGUCUUCCCUGUCAAUCUGUGUGUGGUAAGUAUCCACACAGUCUUCCCUGCCAAUAUGUGUGUGGCAAGUAUCCACACAGUGUUCUCUGCCCAUCUGUGUGUGGCAAGUAUCCACACAGUGUUCUCUGCCCAUCUGUGUGUGGCAAGUAUCCACACAGUGUUCUCUGCCCAUCUGUGUGUGGCAAGUAUCCACACAGUGUUCUCUGCCCAUCUGUGUGUGGCAAGUAUCCACACAGUGUUCUCUGCCCAUCUGUGUGUGGCAAGUAUCCACACAGUGUUCCAUGUCCAUCUGUAGCAUUGAAAGUUGCUUGGAACGGUUAAGAACUAAGGGAGAAAACCUUAUUAUGGAAGCUAACCAAAACAAAACAUUUAGGUAGAAGUUUUCUGUUCUUAGAGCAAAACAAGUUGCAAAGUAAAAAAUUCUUCAUGUUCUUAAUAGAAUAAACUGUGUUGAGCUGAUCAUUGAUUAGUUGCCUUCCUUCUUGUUCACAGAAUAUCUGCCAGUGGUGUGCAAUCUUUGCUAGAGGCUUUCUUUUCAUUAAUGGAGCUUUUGUUUUCUGAUCUUAAAAGGUAUGGUAUCUGGGUUAUCUGCUGAAACAUCUUUUGUUAAAACCCCUUUUAAAAAUUAUGUCAAGACUCCUACUUUAGUCUGUAGUACUGUGUCAAGUCAAUAACAUGGAUUAAAUUUUACAAAUAUUUGCACUUAAUUUCUUCAUUAAAUCUACUUUGGUCUAAAGUAAAUAACUUAAUGGCAAGUUCAGGAAAGUUUUUUUUAAAAAGAUUUUUAAAUAGGGAAAAACAAAAAUUAAGAUUAUUUAAAUCUUAAUAAAGCAUGUAUUGUAUUUCAAUAUAUAUAAUCUUGAAGAAAAGUUUAAAUUUAUUUAUUUUUAAAAAUUAAUAUUUGUAAACAUAUCCUGUUUCUUUCUUCUUUUUUUUUUCCUAGUGCAUUUACUGAUUGUGAUAGGUUAUGGCUGGACAAAGUUCUGGCACUUAUGUUCCACCAAGCUCUGGGACUGCAGCCUUACUUGCCCUUGUCCACAACAUUCAUGCAUCCCUUGUCAUCAUCCUUUGAAAUACCCUUGGCAUUUAAAGACUACUAUUUGGUGAAGACAUUAAACCUCUCUCAUGAAAAUCAGGUGAGCCAUCUUGUUUAUUACAUAUGUGGUUUGCUAUCUUUAGAAAAUGUAUUUUUAUGGAUGAUUGUUUCAGUUGUACCUUACUUCAAUCAACAAAUCAUCCACAUGACAAUUUGCAUGCAGUGUUUUCUAAAAUCCACAAUUGUUAUGAAAGUUCCGUAGGACAAGAUUGAAUAGUUCAAAAGAAAUUUGCACAAUUAUUUAUUCUGUAUGCCUACACAUUCACUUAGGUUUUGCUUUACCUUUAAAAUGUAUUGAUCUCUUUGUUUCAGUUGAUAUGCAAUGAGAUUUUGAAUGAGCUGGAAUCCAUGGACUUUGAUGAUUUCUUGGUGAGUUCUUUUGUUAAAUGACUAAUGCAAGGACUGAAAUGAAAAUCUCUUUUAUUAUGGGAACUUAUUUCAUUCUAACUUCAUUCAGAUCAAUUCACAUAUUAAUUUUUAUUACUACAUUUUUAUUUUAUUACGUUGCAAUCUUCCUAACGUUAAUAACUUCGACCUGUUAGGAUCUUCCUUCUUUUCAAAUGAACAACUCCCACAGUAGGCACAUUUACUGAGGGCAGUAGACUCCUCGAUGUCUAGGGUGUACCAUCGCAAUAUAAAUCACAAACUCCAGUGUUACGAUCUUGAUAUUACCACAGUUCAAUAGCUUUUUUGUCCAAGGGGGUAAUUCAGUGACUUGACAAACCAUUGAUUCAUGCCAAAUGUCCCUUUACUUAACAAAGCAACUCUAAUUCUAACACUCUAUUAUACAACUACUCCAUCUUUGCUAUCCAAAAUCAAAAGCAACAUUCAUAACAUCAUGUCCCAUACCUCAACUACGUCACAAAAUAUCAAGCACAUUGAAACGGCUGCACUAAUACUCUCGACACCAAACAUGCACGUACAAAACACAAACAGAUCAUCAGCAUCUUACUCAUGUUCAAAUUUAUUUAAUCUGACAUUGUUUGUUGUUGUUGUGUGUUUUUUUAACAGGAACCUAAGGAGCUCUUUGCUAGAAGACAUCAUGUAGUGCACGGCACAUGCUUAUUUUAUAAGGUAAGAAAUUGUCUCCGAAUAUUUGUCAUUUCAUUUGAUCCCCGAAUGUAAGGGCUGUUUGGUGUAGUAAACUCUAUGCUGAAUACAAAGUCUGGUGAUAACUGGGAUAUGAAUAUUAAUAGAUUUACAAAUACAGACACUUCAGCCGUUGAUGUUUCUUGCCCAAGUUUUCCUAAAAAAAGUAAAUGAGCCAUUGCACCCCGAUAAUAUAUAUUGUACAUUUUCUGUUAAAAAUUAUAUCUCUUGGACUAUUAAAAAAUGUUUAAGCUCCAAUCGCAGUUUUAUGAUUAGGUGGACUUUUAGGAUUACAAUAUAGUUAACAUUGUAAAGCUCUUUUUUUACAGACCAUUUUUUUUUCCCUUUUGACAGGAACAUUUGAUAAGCAGCCAUCUGGCACCAGAACAACAAAGGAGUGUGAAUCUGUUUUUGAACUGCCACGGUUUGCUGGCGCUGUCGUCAAGGGAAGAUGUCAGCAAGGUCAUGUUGUGGCAAGAGUUAAAGUCCUAUUCCUCGCUUGAUGGGUCAGACUUGCCCGCUGGAUACAGGCCGUCCCAAACCAAUAGUUUUAUAAUGGUUAUUGGCCAGGUAUGGACUAGUAGUGUAAAGACAUGUUAAGCAUUUUUAAAGUAGUGUUUAGGGAGGGAAACUUGAAGGUAUUUUACAGCUUCUUAUGAAAAAAACACAAAAAUGUCAUAAAUUAGUAUUUGUUCAAAAAACAAGUAACAAGAAAUGAAAUGAUUUUUAAAUAUUCACUCCCAAUCUUUGCUUACUGUUUUCUCAGUGUAAAUUUAAACAUUCAAUCAUGUGGUCGUUUAUAAUAAAAUGUGUUAUUUCAGUAUUUUUUUUAAUGAAUUAUUAUUCAUCAAAGGAAGAAGACAAAUUGCUUAAAACAUUCAAAUGAAUUAUGUUGACUGUGUAGCCCAACUGCAUAAGGCUCACUUUAUCAAAUGUCUGUGUAAAGUGUUUAUCAAAUGUCUGUGUAAAGUGUUUAUCAAAUGUCUGUGUAAAGUGUUUAUCAAAUGUCUGUGUAAAGUGUUUAUCAAAUGUCUGUGUAAAGUGUUUAUCAAAUGUCUGUGUAAAGUGUUUAUCAAAUGUCUGUGUAAAGUGUUUAUCAAAUGUCUGUGUAAAGUGCUAUUUCACCAACUGACAUGAACUGACAAGAAUUUGUAUAAACUUAUUGCCUUUCUCUUGUACAGAAACAUUACUACUUGGUUGUUUUAGUUGAAGCUGGUGGAGGCUGCCUACCCAUCCAUGGACAUGCUCAACCAC
Lymnaea stagnalis (great pond snail) is the source of this 7122-nucleotide messenger RNA. NCBI's taxonomy places the organism in Eukaryota, Metazoa, Mollusca, Gastropoda, Lymnaeidae. The record is from the annotation of a GenBank genome assembly.